AUGACCCUGCGGGAGGUCCCAGCUUCGGACCUUAUCGCCCUGCGGCUGUGCAGCAGGAUGCGUCCCCCCGAGGUGCAGGUGCUCGGCCUGGGGCGAUGGGCUCGGGGUGCUCAGCUGUGGGGCGUCCACGUGUUCGGGCUCUGUGCUACGGCCCUGGUGACGGACGUUAUCCAGCUGGCCACUGGCUACCACGCGCCCUUCUUCCUGACCGUCUGCAAGCCCAACUACACGCUGCUGGGCACCCCCUGCGACGCCAACCCCUACAUCACCCAGGACAUCUGCUCGGGCACGGACAAGCACGCCAUCCUCUCUGCCAGGAAGACUUUCCCAUCCCAGCACGCGACGCUCUCGGCUUUCGCUGCCGUCUACGUGUCGAUGUAUUUCAAUUCCAUCAUCUCGGACAGCACCAAACUCCUCAAGCCCAUCCUGGUCUUCGCCUUUGCCAUCGCUGCCGGCAUCUGCGGCCUGACCCAGAUCACCCAACCGGCCAAGGACGCGCUGCGGGCACUGACGCAGCGGGGCCACGACUCCGUCUACCACCAGAACAAGUCAGUGAGCACCGACGAGCUGAACCCACAGACGCGGCUGGAGGAGGCGGCGCGGCCGGUGCCGCGGGAGAAGAACUCCCUGGGCAGCCUGAAGCGGGCCAGUGUGGACGUGGACUUGCUGGCCCCCCGCAGCCCCAUGGGUAAGGAGAACAUGGUGACCUUCAGCAACACCCUGCCCCGCGUCAACACCCCCUCUAUGGACGACCCCGCACGGCGCCACAUGACCAUCCACGUCCCCGUGGACGCCUCCCGCUCCAAGCAGCUCAUCACCGAGUGGAAGCAGAAGUCACUGGAGGGCCGGAGCAUGACGGGCUACUCCAGGCAGGUGAGUGCCGUGGUCUGA
Molecule: messenger RNA, 891 nt
Organism: Pygoscelis adeliae (Adelie penguin)
Lineage: Eukaryota; Metazoa; Chordata; Aves; Sphenisciformes; Spheniscidae
Gene: PLPPR3
Product: lipid phosphate phosphatase-related protein type 3
Exons: 6
Coding region: 1-891 (296 amino acids)
Biological process (GO): phospholipid metabolic process; phospholipid dephosphorylation; signal transduction
Molecular function (GO): phosphatidate phosphatase activity
Source: RefSeq, a predicted model, not a curated record